AUGGAACUAAAGGCGGUUACAGCGUGCGUGGCACAGUACCAUAUGGUCAGCAUGCUGGGAAAUUGGUGGCGAGCCGGGAACUUCCCGAACACUCGAAUUUUCCAAAAGAUUGAUGAUGGGCUACAGAAAAUUAGAAAUCGUACGAUGCUCCAUGCACACGUGGCGAAUAAGAUUCUGGACAUUAACAAGCGACCGGCUGACCGACGCACCAGCGCACUAUUGGGUACACUAAAACUGACGCUACGUCGCGCUCACAUUCCCGAGUUUAACGACAGUUUCACGGUCAAGGAAAUUGCGACACUGUACGGGGAAGAUGAUCUACGCCAAAAAUUUCAACGUGAAGAAUUGGACAGAGCUAUGGACGCCAUUAAUGCUGAUGAACUCUUUCGUGCAAUGGAAGAAGAUGGAGAAUGGAUAGACAACACUCCAACUUAUCAACAACCUGCGCCUGCCACCAUGGAAGUCGACGACCCGGCAUUACAUACAGUACCUCAGGAUGCCAUUGAUGAAUAUAUCAACAACGUCAUGGCUCAGCAUACGCAAAGCGGAACAACUGUUACCAACGAAGAAGUGGACGCAUUCAUAGACCGGAUUAUGCAGGGCUCACCUGAAGACGAUCAAGUUGACGGUGUUCAAGCGGGCGGAAGUGGUAACGAUGCAGAGAUUGCAAAAGAACCAGAACCAGAAGAGUUGGACAUAACAGACUUCGAAAAACGUUUUGACUGGAAGUCUCUGUUCACGCUGAACAAAGAGGGUCAGACGGAGACGAAAAAGUUUCACCACAUCAAGUAUCGGUACAGUGUACAGGUUGCUCCGCUGCCGCAAAUUUUUACUCCCAAGCUGUCAGUGUUCGCUAUGCCUCACAUUUUCCAAGCGAUUCUGGAUUUGUGUACAAAGGAUUUUCGGCCAAACGAUCGCAUAAUAAUCACCCUUUUGAGCGAUUCCUUGGAUCACCCGAUGUAUCUUAGCAUGCGAAAGUUCGGUCAGUUUAACAUCGACGCACUGAUGCAAAAGUUCACCUUACUGAACUCCAAACACAAGUUCUGCAUUGAUGAAAGUUUUGGCAUUUUAAUCGAUCGUACCAUUAUCCCUUCUGGUGGAAAACGCAGAGUACAUAUUCACAGCUCAAUGGACAGAAAGAGGUUCAGCACUUCAAUCGUACAGGUUCAUGUGGACAACAACUUAUGCCUGCCAGCCAGCCUAAUAUUGGGUCGCUAUUACCAUACAGAAGGAACUCAAGGACAGCAGUGGGGUGCUCUCACUGAUCGACGUCGAAAAAUUCUGAAAAGAGAUGCAGGCAAGCUAGUGGAAGAAGCCGGUUUACGCGUUGGGGAUAGAUUUAGUCUGGACGAUAUCGUCACCUUCCAACAGACCGUCUUGCCGGAAUUUCAGAUUAAAGUAAUUUCCGUUCCAGACAGAAACCUAGUUAUUGCCAAAGUUCCAGAAAAGAAAGAGCGUGGAAUGAAAGUUAUAUAUCUUUUGUACGAGAACAACCAUUUUGAUUUGGUAACAAAGCCUACGGGAUUCUAUUGCACCAGCUACUACUGCCAGGACUGUGACAAAGCAUACUCUCGUAAGUGUGAACACCGAUGUGAAGGAAAGUGCAACCUGUGCUACCGCUUUCGCGAUGAAUGCAUGAUUGAAGAAGAAGUGGAUUGUGAAGACUGUGGACGCAUUUUCAAUAACCAGGUAUGCUUUAACAUACACAAGAAGAAAAGAAAAAACGACAAAAGCUACUGCGACCAGCUGUUUGUUUGUGCGGAAUGUAGUACAUUCGUGAACAUGACCCGGAGACCAGAUGACACUCACCGAUGUAACGAAAUGCACUGCAUGACCUGCAAAAAAUGGGUACCGCAAGCGAAUCAUAGAUGCUAUAUGAAACCGCUAGAAGAAAAAGAGUAUCCAGCUGUUCCUCGUCAUAAAAAUUUUGACUACGAGACAUAUGUGGACGAAGACGGACUGCAUCGCCCUUGUUACGUGGUUGCUCAAUACCCUUCUGGAGAAGAAUUCCGCUUUCCACCGGACGGAACUCCUAUGGCUAACUAUGACGUAGCUAACGAAUUCGGCAAGUGGGUUUUCCGAGAGGACCAUCGCGGUUAUACACUAGUAGCGCACAACCUGCGAGGAUACGAUGGACACUUUCUCCUAGCAUACCUUCUGGAUAAUAACCUGAAGGGAGUAGAAGUCACGCGACGAGGUACACAACUUCUCGACAUACGAUAUCGAUCUCUUGAAAUAUGCUGCAGAGACACACUGAAUUUUGUGGCCACGAAACUAUCGAAAUUUCCUAAAGCUGUCGGCCUGGAAGAUGUUCAAGUCAAGAAAGGUGAAUUCCCCCAUCGAUUUAACAAACCUGAGAAUUGGGACAAAGUUUUACCAUUUCCGGAUUUGACACUGUACUCAAGUGAAGGUCUCAUGAAAGCCGACCGUGAAAAACUGGCAAAAUGGCAUGCUGAAGAAAGUUUGAAAAAAGAUCAUCUGUUCGAUUUUCGGGAAGAAAUUUCUAGCUACUGCGCGAACGAUGUCACGGUCCUGAGAAGAUGUGCUCUGAAAUUCCGCCAAAAUUUUAUGGACCAGACGGCUAUUGAUCCAUUCACAAGCAUGACAAUAGCUUCAGCCUGCCAAACGUACUACCGCACACAUGUCCUUGAAGAGUCUGAAAUUGGUAUCAUUUCCAGCAACGGUUACCAAGCGAAUAGGAAAAAGAGUAAGCAAGCCACUCAAUGGCUAGAAUGGCUCAAAGAGACCAUACCGACAAUCCAGCAUGGCCGCGAUGGUGUCAGUCGAGAAAAACGUAUUGGAAAGUAUUUUGUCGAUGGCUAUGACCCCGCGACCAAAACGGUUUAUGAAUAUAACGGAUGCGUUUUUCACGGGCACCCUAUCUGCACCUGCGAAGACGAUAGGGCACCAUUUUCCAAUCGAAAGAUGCGGGAGCUAUACGAAGAAUGGACACGAAAAAAAGAUUAUUUGGAAUUUCGUGGUUACAAAGUGGAAGUCAAGUGGUCUUGUGACUGGGUGCGCGAGCGAACGGAACCCACAAUUGCAGCAUUUUUAAAGAGCAUGGAACUGCGUGAUCCACUGAAGCCGCGUGAUGCCUUUAAAGGAGGCCGUACCAAUGCUGCAAAACUUUUCCAUGAAGUCGGGCCAGGCGAAAAAAUUAUGCACCAAGACAUUGUGUCUCUAUACCCUUAUGUGAACAAGACAUGCGAGUAUCCAGUCGGACAUCCACGGAUAAUUAUUUCAAAUUUCCAGCCGGUGGAAGAAUACUUUGGUUUUGUGUAUUGCAAAGUCCUGCCACCGGAUAAUCUAUAUUUCCCAAUUCUGCCAGCCACCGUAAAUGGAAAAUUGACGUUCAGUCUGUGUGCAAAAUGUGCUGACACUGCUCAAAACGACUAUUGCCGCCACACAGACGAGGAAAGAGCUCUUGAAGGCGUGUGGUGCACCACCGAAUUACAUCACGCCCUAAAGAAAGGCUAUAAAAUGAUGGACAUGUAUGAAGUUUGGCACUGGGACAGUCGUAAAAAAGGCCUUUUCGCUGAAUAUGUGAACAAAUUUCUUAAAGAAAAACUGGAAGCCUCUGGAUGGCCACAGGAUUGUAUUACUGAAGAGCAGAAACAAAAGUACCUUGCUGAUAUUGAAAAGCGUGAAGGUAUAACGCUGGAUCCGGAGCGGAUAGAAGACAAUCCAGCACGAAGAGCCGUAGCCAAGAUCAUGUUAAACUCCUUUUGGGGAAAAUUUGGGCAACGCGACAAUUUCCAGGAGACCUUGUUCAUUAAUUCUGCAAAGCAAUAUUUCGAUCUUCUACGCUCCGAAGCCAUAGAAAUUCACAGCGUGCAUGCUGUAAAUGCCAAUACCAUGAUGGUCACCAAAUCGAAAAAGGAGGAUUUCAUCGAAGGCAGUAAUUCUGUGAACAUUGCCAUCGCCGCCUUUACGACUAGCCAUGCUAGGCUUAAACUACUUAAUCGCAUGGAAAAGUUGGGUGAGCGAGUUCUGUAUUAUGACACUGAUUCAGUAAUUUUCACAUGCAAAGAGGACCAGUGGAUGCCCCAAACCGGUACGUUUUUGGGUGACUGGAGCAAUGAGUUGGAGCAUGGUGAAACACACAUCACAAAAUUUGUGUCUUGCGGGCCGAAAGUUUACAGCUACCAGACCAAUACGGGUCGGGUUGAGCUCAAGGCUAAAGGCUUGACGCAGAAUGGAUACACUGAGGACAUUAUGGAUGUGGAUCUUGUACGAACGGGAGAGCAGCUUAAUUUCGACAAGUUGAAAAGUAUUCUAAGCGGAGAGACCAUUCAAGUAGUCUACCCGGAAUACUUCAAACGAAAUAUGAAAACGCAGGAGAUUUCGACAGUUAAGUUGGCGAAACGUCUUCAAAAAGUGUACGACAAACGGAUACUGCGCGACGAUUUUACCACCAUCCCGUUUGGCAGCAAGCGCAGACUGUCACACGUCUAA
This is a messenger RNA of Paramacrobiotus metropolitanus, 4455 nucleotides long. RefSeq lists its product as uncharacterized. Gene Ontology annotation, biological process: DNA replication. The coding region runs from base 1 to 4455 and encodes 1484 amino acids. The transcript has 5 exons. Lineage: Eukaryota; Metazoa; Tardigrada; Eutardigrada; Parachela; Macrobiotidae. Gene Ontology annotation, molecular function: DNA-directed DNA polymerase activity; nucleotide binding; DNA binding. The record is from RefSeq and is a predicted model, not a curated record.